AUGCUGCAGGUUAGUUUGAGACCGGGGCUGGCUAUUGUGGAACCAGUGACGCCUACUGCGGCACGGGAUGCCAGAACGGGCCAUGGGGUUUUGCAACGACAACUCAACAGUUCUGCUCCAGCUCCUCGCCGUGUAACCCGCCGAGCCUAUGCUGCAGCCAGUAUGGCUGGUGUGGAAGCAACGACUCCUACUGCGGCACGGGAUGCCAGAACGGGCCGUGCUCUGGCGGAGCAGCAAAGGGUGCCUCUAGAAGGCGCAGGGCCAAGGCAGCAGCAGAGAAAGGAGCCACAGAUGAAGGUGGAGGAGAUGGCAUCAAAGAAUCACGUCAAUCUCGUGCGCCUCUUAGGCUACUGCAGCCACAUGGACGCAGCAAUUGGGGGAAUAGAGCAGAUUCUCAUCUACGAGUUCAUGCACAACGUCGACCUCGAGGGAUGGGUGGGACCAGGCGUUGCUGUCCCUCUGAACCUGCGGCAGCGCUUUGACGUGCUCAUAGGGGUGGCACAGGGCCUUCAGUACCUCCACAGCUUUGGCCUUGUGCAUCGCGAUAUCAAGCCCGCCAACAUCCUGCUUGACAGAAACAUGCAGGCCAAGGUAGCUGACUUUGGGUUGGUGUGGAUAAGCAAAGGUGCUACUGUUGAUGCAACACGGGUGAUGGGAACACCGGGCUAUGUGGAUCCAGCAUACUCAUGGACACAGAAGGCUACUCCCGCAGCAGAUGUGUACAGCUUUGGAGUGGUGGUGCUGUCAGUUGUUACUGCACGCAAAGGUGUGGUCUACUUGGCAGGCCACACAGCCGUGAAUUCUCUCGAGGACAACCGGAUGAAGCUCACUGAUUGGGUGCAACCCCUAGUGGACGCAGAGAACGCAGACACCAUCAAAGACCCCCGUCUAGACGCCCCUAACCACAUCAUCCUCCCCCUAGCCCGCUUUGCCCUCUCCUGCACAACCACGCCCGUGAUUGCCCGUCCCACCAUGGCCCGUAUUGUAUCCGAGCUCAUGGCUAUGAAAGAAGAGUGCUUUGGUCCAGAAACCGACCCUGUGCUGGAGAAUGUGGACCGGCAUGUGGAGGACAUGCGGGUCUCGAGCCUCUCCCAGGAGCUUCGGAGAGCGAGCCGUACUUCGGAACGGGAAGGAGCGUCGGGUUUCAGUAGUACGAUGGGGUCUGUUGAGGAAAAUGGAGGCUAUAGGUAG
Messenger RNA from Closterium sp. Naga37s-1, 1191 nucleotides. Lineage: Eukaryota; Viridiplantae; Streptophyta; Zygnematophyceae; Desmidiales; Closteriaceae. The record is from the annotation of a GenBank genome assembly.